Messenger RNA from Brachypodium distachyon (stiff brome), 1139 nucleotides. RefSeq names its product late embryogenesis abundant protein D-34. NCBI's taxonomy places the organism in Eukaryota, Viridiplantae, Streptophyta, Magnoliopsida, Poales, Poaceae. The transcript has 2 exons. Bases 1 to 909 code for a protein of 302 amino acids. The record is from RefSeq and is a predicted model, not a curated record.
AUGUCGCUCGCGAGAUUUCUCAGCCACACUCACCUAGUCACCAACUUCCGCACACUCAGAUCAGCAACGAGCCAAGUAGUAGCAGUAGUAAUAUCCAGGCGGUCGGUCGCGAAGAUGAGCCAGGGGCAGCCGCAGCCGAGGAGGCCCUCUGCCGGUGGUGACCAGCAGCAACACCAGGACCAGGACCAGGCCGGCGGCGCGAUCCGGUACGGCGACGUGUUCCCGGGGGCCGUUCACGGCGGGCUCGCGGAGAAGCCGGUUUCGCCGCAGGACGCGGCCACGAUGCAGUCGGCAGAGAACCUCGUCUUCGGCGCGACGCUCAAGGGCGGCCCCGCCGCCGCCAUGCAGUCCGCGGCCUCCCGCAACGAGCGCACGGGCGCCGUCGCCCACGACCAGGCCACCGUCCAGAAGCAGGGCGUGUGCGUCCCCGGCGCGCGCGUCGUCACCGAGUUCGUGGCUGGGCAGGCCGUGGGGCAGUACCUGGCGCCGGACGCCGAUGCCGAUGCUGACGACGCGGCGCCGUCGAAGAUAACGAUCGGGGAGGCGCUGGAGGCGGCGUCGUUCGCGGCGGGGAGGCGGCCCGUGGAGCGCAGCGAUGCGGCGGCGAUACAGGCGGCGGAGGUCAGGGCCACGGGGCUUGACGUGAACGUCCCCGGUGGCUUGGCCGCGCAGGCGCAGAAGGCGGCUGAUGCCAACGAGAGGGCCGCAAGCGACCGGGACAAGACCAUGCUCGGCGACGUCCUCUCGAAUGCGACGGAGAAGCUGCUGGCGGACAAGGCGGUGGAGAGCGAGGACGCGGCGAGGGUGGCGUUCGCGGAGGCGAGGAACAAGGAGGACGCCACGGCCAGGCCUGGCGGCGUCGCCGCGUCCAUGGCCGCCGCCGCGCGGAUCAACCGCGACACUGCGUAAGGCCGGUAUCACGCGGCGCGCCAGCGUCUGGCACUGGCACGUACGUCCUGCAUAUGUUGUAGCAGCAUCUACUGUUUCGUGCAAGCGUACGUCUUAGUUUCGUGCAGUCAUAGCUUAGUCGGGAGUCAAAACUUCUGGUCAUAUGACUGAUGAGUCUGUAAACAGUACUAGCUCUGUAAGUCUGUAUCCGCCAACACGGUCGAGUCGUGCAAUGUACAAAAAAUAAAAAA